This is a messenger RNA of Candidula unifasciata, 1197 nucleotides long. NCBI's taxonomy places the organism in Eukaryota, Metazoa, Mollusca, Gastropoda, Stylommatophora, Geomitridae. The record is from the annotation of a GenBank genome assembly.
AUGUCAUUAUCUUUUUUCUCUCUCUCUCAUGUAAACAGAUCAUUGUCAGACAUAAACGCUAUCCUGGGGUUUGCCAAAUUGGACCCUUCUGAUUUAAAACCAUUUGUGCAGUGCCUGUAUUUUUCUGAGCAGCUUGAAAAUGACAGCGUUCGGAUACUGGAGAUCGAAGAGUCUGUGCUAGAAACAUUGCAGGCGGGUAAGAGAGUAACGAUCCGCGGAUCCCCGUUCCAAAAUGCUGUGCUUGUGACAGAGAGUACGACCUAUGACCUUAAAGAAGCUGAGACCUCCAACUCAAUGCUCAUGAUACCUCAGUUGUCUCUGGGCCGUGACCUUCCCGAGUCAGGAAACCAGGAGAUUGGGAUCAGAAAAGUAACGUCCGUAGUGCACAACUAUUAUGAGCUGCGUGUGAUCAAGCCUCGGCUAAAGAAUAUGCAUGAAUUAUUAAAGAUGAGCCAGUACAGAGGGAGGGAGUGUGAAGGGGAUGAGUUUGAAGGAAAAAAAUUCACAUUGUCUGAACUUCAAAAUCUUGUUCAAGCCAGCGAUCAGGAAAUUCUAUCAGGACUUGCCAAAAUAAAUGCAUGUGAAAUUCAAGGAUACUGGCGUCUGCUAGAUUUUGAAUACGAAGCAACAGUCUUAUACCACAUAAUCCAGCUUUGUGAAGAAAGGGAUUGGCUGCUUGAGGGUGUCAAUAUGGAGGAGUGCUGCCAGGUUUUGAUGGAUCUGUUUCCAAAAGAAAUUAUUGAACAUGUAAUUCAAAAACACUCAGAUGAUGAGGGAGAUAACUCUAAAUCAGAUGUUGUCAGGUUGUCCGAGGACAAGAUUUGCAGACACUACGCAGAACUAUGUUUGAGAAAUUCUGGCAAGUUCAAUCUGAACGACUUUCUCAGAGCUUGGCAGGAGAGUGUCCCCCACGGCAUGAAGACCAACCUGGCCCAGAUUGAGGGCAAGGCUUUGAUUGACCGAGACUCUCGGCCAGAGGUCAUCUGGUACUACAGUGUGGAGAAUUUGCCAGAGGAUGUGAGCGAUAGGUUUGAAGCUCUUUUUGAACAAAGGAAGAAAUGGUCUUUGGAAGAGAUAACUCCUUACAUCAGGGAUCUCACCGAUGAUAAAACUGAUGCAGGUGCCUUGUUGACGAAAUAUGCCAGGGCCUCGGUGCAGAAUGGCCAAAAAAUGUUUACCUCCAGGAAAACUUUGUAA